Loxodonta africana (African savanna elephant) is the source of this 7000-nucleotide messenger RNA. RefSeq names its product microtubule crosslinking factor 1 (gene MTCL1). Gene Ontology annotation, cellular component: midbody; microtubule bundle; spindle pole. The record is from RefSeq and is a predicted model, not a curated record. Gene Ontology annotation, molecular function: microtubule binding. Bases 114 to 6023 code for a protein of 1969 amino acids. The transcript is spliced from 14 exons. NCBI's taxonomy places the organism in Eukaryota, Metazoa, Chordata, Mammalia, Proboscidea, Elephantidae. Gene Ontology annotation, biological process: regulation of autophagy; establishment or maintenance of epithelial cell apical/basal polarity; microtubule bundle formation.
AGCGGCGGCGCGGGGGCUGGGGCAGAAGUGAUGCGAGCGCGCCCGGGGAAACUGCCCGCGGCCACCAGGAGCAUCUGCCGCCGGCGCCACUGCGCGCGGCCCGGGACCCGGCCAUGGAGGCGCUGAACGGCCCCGCGGGCGGCGGCUCCCCGGACGCGAAGCCGCAGCCGCCUGGCCAGCACCACCGCCACCACCACCUCCACCCGCUGGCCGAGAGGAAGCGGCUGCACCGCGCACCCUCGCCCGCCAGACCCUUCCUCAAGGACCUGCUUGUGCGGCCAGCGGCGCACGGGCCGGCUGCCCCCUCCUCGGCUCGGGCCCCGCCGCCCGCCGCCCCGCGCUCGCCCAGCCUUGCGGGCAAGACGCCGUACUCGCCCGUGUCCCUGGCUGCGCCGGGCCGCCUUUCCCGGCGCGGCGGCGGCGCCCCCGGGGCGAAAGAUAAGCCCCCGGCGGGCGCCGGGGCCAGGGCGGCGGGCGGCGCCAAGGCCGCCCCAGGCCCCAGGAGGGCGGUGCGCGCGGCGCCCGCCGAGCUGCUGCCCCGGUCCGGGAAGCCGCCACCGCUCGGAACCGAGCCGGCGCUGGCAGCUGCCAAGAACCGCAAGGCCCGGCGCGGCUCUGGGCCCCCCGGCGCGCCUCCGGCUCGGGCCGCCGAGCCCCCGUCGUCCGCCCGGCUCCCUGCCGUGACCCUCCCAGUGACCUCGGCGGCCGCCGCUGGCGCGCGCAUCAGCUCCACGGAUAGCAGCUCCGACCUCUCCGACUGCCCAUCCGAGCCCCUGUCGGACGAACAGCGCCCGCUCCCCGCCGCCAGUAGCGACGCCGAAUCGGGCACCGGCUCCAGCGACCGGGAGCCCCCGCGAGGAGCCCUCGCGCCGAGCCCCGCAGCCCAGGACGCACCGCCGGGCAGCCCUGAGUCUCCCGCGCUGCUCGCAGCGUACCCCGGCGCCAGCACUUGUCCUGGGGGCCGGAGCAGCCCGGGCGGGGUCUCUGCGGGGUUCCCUGGGUCCGGCCCGGCAGACGAUGCUCGGGGCCGCGCGCCACUAGAGCGAGCGGCCCCCGGGAGGGCGGAAGGAAGCGGUGGGACCCCCAAGGAGCCCAGCCCGGGCGAGCAGCCCCGGAUGGUGCCGGCGGCGGCGGAGGAGGAGCUGCUGCGGGAGAUGGAGGAGCUGCGCUCGGAGAACGACUAUCUCAAGGAUGAGUUGGAUGAACUUCGUGCUGAAAUGGAAGAGAUGAGGGACAGUUAUUUAGAAGAAGAUGUCUACCAGCUGCAGGAACUUCGGCGAGAACUGGACCACGCAAAUAAAAACUGCCGAAUUCUGCAGUACCGUCUCAGGAAAGCUGAGCAGAGAAGCCUGAAGGUGGCUCAGACUGGGGAGGUGGAUGGCGAGCUGAUCCGGAGUCUGGAGCAGGACUUAAAGGUAGCCAAAGACGUCUCUGUCAGAUUGCACCAUGAACUUGAAACUGUGGAGGAAAAGCGUGCUAAAGUUGAAGAUGAAAAUGAAAUGCUCCGACAGCAGAUGAUUGAAGUGGAAAUAUCCAAGCAGGCCCUCCAGAACGAGCUGGAGAAACUGAGAGAGAGUUCUCUGAAAAGAAGAGGCAGUCGGGAAAUGCACAAAGAAAAGAAAAUUUUGAACCAGGACGACAGUGCUGAUCUGAAGUGCCAGCUUCAGUUUGCCAAAGAGGAAGCCUCCCUGAUGCGCAGAGAGAUGGCCAAGCUAGGGAGGGAGAAGGACGAGCUGGAGCAGGAGCUGCAGAAGUACAAGUCCCUCUAUGGCGACGUGGACAGCCCCCUCCCAACUGGGGAGGCCGGCGGCCCACCCAGCACCAGAGAGGCGGAGCUGAAACUGCGGCUCAAGUUGGUGGAGGAGGAAGCCAACAUCUUGGGCCGCAAGAUUGUUGAGUUGGAGGUGGAGAAUCGAGGCCUCAAAGCGGAAAUGGAGGACGUGAGGGGCCAGCAUGAGCGUGAGUGUGUGAGCAGGGACCACCCCCCAAACAUUCCUACCUCACCCUUGGCCGACUCCGCUGAGUCCUCGUCGGAGCUGCGCCGACACCUCCAGUUUGUGGAGGAGGAAGCGGAGCUGCUCAGGAGGUCCAUCUCCGAGGUGGAGGAACACAACCGGCAGCUGACCCACGAGCUGAGCAAGUUCAAGUUUGAGCCGCGGCCAGAGCCGGGGUGGCUAGAUGAGGGUGCUGGCCGGGGUGGAGGCGUAGGCCUCCCACUGCAGGAGGAGCUCAAGUCAGCACGGCUACAGAUCAGCGAGCUGAGCGGGAAAGUGCUGAAGCUGCAGUACGAGAACCGCGUGCUGCUGUCCAGCAUGCAGCGCCACGACCUGGCCACGCACCUGGGGCUGCGCGCCCCAAGCCCCCGUGACAGUGAUGCGGAGAGUGACAUGGGCAAGAAGGAAAGUGAUGGGGAGGAAGGCCGGCUGCCCCAGCCCAAGAGGGAGGGCCCCAUCGGUGGUGAGAGUGACUCAGAGGAGACCUUUGAGAAGACAUCAGGCUUUGGGAGUGGGAAGCCCUCUGAGGCCAGCGAGCUGUGCUCUGCCGCACUCAUGCGGGUCCAAGAGGACUCCGAGUGCCUGGUGAACAUAAAGCAGGAGGCAGAGCGGCUUGGGCGCACAGUGGAGCGCCUCAUCACUGACACCGAUGGGCUGAUCUGCAAUGCCACCGAACCCAGUGUCCAGGGUAGCUGGGAGGAGCCUGAGCUGUUGGGCACCAUCAACUCCAAGAUGAAGGCUUUCAGGAAGGAACUGCAGGCCUUCCUGGAGCAGGUGAACCACAUUGGGGACACCUUGAGGGAGCAUCUAGAAGACCUGGCCCCCCUGCCCCACCUCACCGAGUCCUCCAGCUUCCUCUCCACGGUGACCUCCAUGUCCCGGGACUCCCCCAUUGGGAACCUGGGGAAGGAGCUGGUCGCAGACUUGCAGUCCAAACUGAGAGAUCAGAUGGAGUGGCACCUCGGCCAGGACCAGGGGGAGGAACAAGGGGACCUGCACCUUCAAGCCGGCCCAGAGCUGCCCCGCAGAGCCGACGGGGAUGCCAGCCACUGCAGGCCCACAGACAAGAGCUGUGUCAACCUGGAGAUGGAGGAGGAGCACCCCUCUGCCUUGAGGUGGAAAGAGCUGGACGUGCACAGCCUGGCUUUGCAAAGUGCCCUCCACGCCCAGACCUGGAGUGAUGAGAAGAGCCUGAUGCAACGGGAGCUCCGAUUCGUGAAGCAGAACAUUUUCCUCUUCUACGUCAAGCUCAGGUGGCUGCUGAAACACUGGCGGCAGGGGAAGCGGAUGGAGGAGGAAGGAGAGGCUUCAACUCAGGGCGAGCAUCCAGAGAGCCUCCCAGAGCUUGCUGAGCUUGGAGUCCAAGGGGACCACAAGGGCGAUGGGCCAGACGGUGAUGGCGGUGAUCGGGGCCUUGGCUUUAUGAUAGGGGAGUAUCCCCAGUGCUGCCCAGUGGAGAUCGGCACCCAAGGAUCACGGCUUCAGAGUGCAGAUGUGGGACAGCACCACAAGCAGGUAAUGGAGAACCGUCAGCUGUUUGGCGCCCUGCGGGCCCUGCUGGAGGACCUGCGUGUGGAGCUGCGGGAGGACGAGCGGGCCCGGCUGCGGCUGCAGCAGGAGUAUGCCAGUGACAAGGCUGCCUGGGACGUGGAGUGGGCCAUGCUCAGGUGCCGCCUGGAACAGCUGGAAGAGAAGACCGAGAACUUGGGGGAACCAGGUCCUUCCGCUGACAGCAAAGGGGCAUUUCGGAAGGAGAGGGAGGCACACAGGAAGCUCCUCGCUGACAGUCACAGCCUGGUCAUGGACCUGCGCUGGCAGAUCCGUCACAGCGAGAAGAACUGGAGCCGUGAGAAGGUGGAGCUUCUCGACCGCCUGGACAGAGAUCGGCAGGAGUGGGAACUGCAGAAGAGGGAACUGCUGUGGAGGAUAGAACAGUUGCAGAAGGAAAACGGUCCCCGGAGAGGUGGCAGCGUCUUCUGUGACCAAAAAGACGGCAGCUCUCGCCCCUUCCUCCACCAGGGAGGCCUCCGUGUGCCUCACGCCAUGGCAAUGUGGUCAUGCUCUGACGCAGAGUCCAUCCCCUUUGAAGACCGGCCACUGUCCAAGCUGAAGGAGUCAGACAGGUGCACGGCCAGCGAGAACCUCUACCUGGAUGCCCUGUCGCUGGAUGAGGAGCCUGAGGAGCCUCCACCCCGACGGCUGGAUCGGAACUUCAGGAACUGCCUCCCCGAGGAAGAAGAAAAUCACAAGGGAAACCUUCAAAGGGCAGUGUCGGUGACCUCCAUGUCUGAGUUCCAGCGCCUGAUGGACCUCUCUCCCUUCUUGCCUGACCAGGGCCUGCCUUCCGCAGGUAGCAAGGAGGACACCACCCCUCCCCUCUCUCCCGACGACCUCAAAUACAUUGAGGAGUUCAACAACAAGGCCUGGGACUACAGCCCACCCAGGGACUGUGGUGGGGUGGGGCCGGGGAGGCCCCCAGACUCCUGGACAGACAGGACCGAGGUGGGGCUGGCCGGGGCUGAUGCUGCAGCGGACCCAUUCCCAGACUCCUCAUGGUAUCUCACUACGAGUAUCACCAUGACCACGGACACUAUGACCCACCCCGAGCACUGCCAGAAGCAGCCGCUGCGCAGCCAUGUGGCUGCGGACAGGUCCGGUGUGCGCGUGCUCCACAGCCCGCCUGCUGUGCGCAGGUUCGAUGGUGUGCUUUCGGCCAUGGGCAGCGAGGAGCAGAGCCCAGGGGAGCCUGAGUUGCCGUUCUCCACAGGCAGAGCCAGAGGGGGUGUAGGGGAAGCCAAGGGGACCCCGGCAGAGCAUGUGUUUGGGAGGUGGCCUUGUGACCUCCCCAGACAUCCCCGGGACUAUGGGGAUGGUGGGCUGCACUCACUUGAGGGCACCCUCUGCACCUCCCUGGGGUUUGCCUCCCCACUGCACAGCCUGGAGAUGUCCAAGAACAUGAGCGAUGACAUGAAGGAGGUGGCCUUCUCCGCCAGGAGUGCCGUCUGCCCUGUGGAGCCUCAGGUCAAGGACACGGCCUGCCAGACCAACGGGUCCCGGACAACGGGGACACAGACUGUCCAGACCCUCAGUGUUGGCCUGCAAACCGAAGCCUUGCGUGGGGGUGUCACCAGCAGUCCCCACAAGUGUCUCACGCCCAAGGCCGGGGGUGGCUCCACACCUGUGUCCUCACCUUCCCGCAGUGUGAGGAGCCGGCAGGUGGCCCCCGCCAUCGAGAAGGUGCAGGCCAAGUUUGAACGCACAUGCUGCUCCCCCAAGUAUGGCUCCCCCAAGCUGCAGAGGAAACCUCUCCCCAAAGCUGACCAGCCAAAUAACAGGACCUCGGCAGGGACACCCCAGAAGGGCUGCAGUGAGUCUGCCUGGGCACGCUCCACCACCACGAGGGAGAGUCCUGUGCACACGACCAUCAAUGAUGGCCUCUCCAGCCUCUUCAAUAUCAUCGACCACAGCCCCCUGGGGCAGGACCCCUUCCAGAAGGGGUUGCGGGCUGGAAACCAGUCCCGCUCGGCUGAACCCCGACCAGAGCUGGGCCUGGCCCAGGAAACCGGUACCAGCUCCCGGGGAAGGUCACCCAGCCCCCUCGGGGUUGGAGCAGAGACAUUCAGGGAGGAAGGGGAAGAGGGCACGCCAGUGAGGCAGGACCUAUCCGCUCCCCCUGGCCACACACUCACAGAGAACGCCACCCGCAUCCUCAACAAGAAGCUGUGGGAGCAUGCCUUAAAAGAGGAGAGGAGGCAGGCCGCCCACAGCCCCCCAAGUCUGAGCAGUGACAGCCACGCAGGGGAGAUGGGCAAAGCCGGACCAGGGUCCAUCGAGGAACUCCCUUGUUCGGCACUCGCCCCUUCCCUAGAGCCCUGCUUCUCCAGGCCCGAGAGACCAGCAAACCGUCGCCUUCCGUCCCGUUGGGCCCCACACUUCCCCACUGCCUCACAGCCUCAGGCCCCUGGAGACCUGCUGCCCAUGGAGGACCAAGGCGACAUGGAGCCACCCGUGGAGAAGCUGCACCCGUGAUGCAAGUGUGCAUGAAUUAUUGCAGAAUAAUUCACUGUAAUUUGCAUAACCACCCUAUCAUCCUGAACCAACCUCUGCCCGAAAGGAGAGAGCUCGUUUUCACAAGGUCAAAGAAUGUUUUUAAAAAACACACAGCUGCUGAAUGUUCAACCUGUGAAACUGAGAUGUUUCUAGAAUGAAACAGUAAAUGUGCCUGUAAUAACUUAAUUUUUUUCGUAGCUCAGAAGACUAUUUUUGUCUCCAUCUUUUUUACACACAAUAUAUUAAACAAAAAAGGUAAAUAAGAUAUAAAUUUAAAAAAUAAAGGUUUUAAAAAUACAUUUUAAGAGAUUCUGAAUGCCCUCGCUCUCAAUAAUGACUGCUUUUUUGUUAAAUUUGCACUGUUCCAUUUUGGUUUGAUUCAUUUCCACGUUGAAUUAGAGUAUUUUAAGUUAAUUUUAUUUUGCCAGUGUUGUUAUUUUUAAAGAAUUUUUGAAAUGCUUCCAACUGUCUGAAUCAAAGAACUUUGUAGUGAAAGGCCAUGAAAACAGUAGAGAAGACCAGUGUUUAUAAACUGGAGGGGAUACAGGUCAUGUGUUGGAAAGGUACAGAGUACUCAGGGGCACACAGAGCCAUUGUGCAGCCACGUCUUCUCCUCACCUUGCAUGUCUUGGGUUCCUAGCACUGGGUGCAUGUACAUACUGCUGCUGAUUGUCACCUUCACCUCAGUGUGAGUCCACAUGUUUCACUGGAAUACGUUGUGAAUUUCCUUGUAUUGUACUUUUAUUGUCGGUCCUCUUGCAUUGAUGAUACAACAGCAACAACAUUUAUAAAUUAUUGUUAAAAGUUUAACUGGUGAUGUACAGUGUAUAUUCCAUUUUCUUGUUUAAGGAAAAACCCUACCGAAAGUCAUGAGGACGCCAAAUUGAGACAGAUGAUGGUGCCUCUGAAUCUGUGUGAGACCACAAGGAAGUAGAAAUAAAGCCUUUACGAUGGCA